AUGAGAAGAUGGACGUGCGGACUGUCUACGCAGUGUGCCAAAAUCAAGAUGCUUGAGAAUUCAAUGGUGACCGAGCGACCAGUGACCUAUCCGGUUUCGGAGGUGGUUACCCCACGCCUGUUUUACCAGACCGCUGCAAGCGAGUGGGCCAAGAAGGCUGCUCGCCCUGUUUCUCUUAGACAGCUGGCUGUGUUUGGGCGGAAACUCACCGAGGAGAAGCUUAUACAAGGGGCAAAUUAUAUUGUAGAGGAAAUGGCUAUUCGCCUUGCUCACCGCAUUCUCGACAUGCAGCGUAUGCCUUAUCGCGUGAUGUCCAAUCCUCAUAUGACUCAAGUCUUUGAAAAGUACACACUGGCGUUUGAUAGGUGUCGCAAGUUCGGCAAGAUUAAAGAUAUGGAGGAUAACGCGCGGUUCUGCGUACUCAUCGCCGACCUUCUGGACAAGCACGGGAACAUUGUGCCGGAUCUUAUUGUGGGGGUUAAAGAGAUUGUUCGCACGUCGUCUCAUGAAGAUGACGGCCCAAUGCUUGAUCAAUUCAUGCGGACAAUGCUCAUGUCCCGUAUUUCGCGGCGAGUGAUUGCCGAGCAACACUAUUCUUUGACCCAAGCAUUCAAUCGAGGCCAAACGAACGACGACAAAGACAACAGCUAUAUUGGCGAGGUAUUUCUGCAGUGCAGACCCUCAGAAAUUUUGCAGACUUCCAUCAAAACCGUUACCGACUCGAUUAGGGCCAGCUUCCCUGGCACCGAUAUGCCUAUUUUCGAAAUUGAGGGCGAUGUCGAUACCGCUUUCCCAUACUUGAGGUCACAUAUCGACUAUAUUUUGGGAGAAAUUCUUCGGAAUUCUGUCGAAGCAUCGAUCCUUUUCGCCCAGCGCCAAGGCACUCCAGUCAAACCUAUUCUUAUUAGUGUUUCGUCAACAAACGAAAACGUCUUCAUUCGCGUGAGCGACCAGGGUGGUGGUAUCCCCCUUAAAGAACUUCCAUCCAUCUGGUCGUUUGCAAAGCCCAUGUCCGACAAUGAUCCGCUGCUCUUUACCGGCAAGGUUGCCCUUGCUCUACCUAUCGAGGCUUUGCAUGAAAUUGACCAGCAGAUCAAGAGCACGCCACUCUACAUGCGCACAGAAUCCGACAAUGAAGUCCACACACGAGAUACAAUGACAAAAUUAGGCAUUGGCAUAGCGUUGGCUCGAGUGUAUGCGGAGUACUGGGGAGGUGCAUUCGAAAUCCAUUCUCUCGAGAAUUACGGCUGCGACUCCCUGCUUCGUAUUUCGCGUCUUGGAACAAAGCUCGAACAGCUUCAUGUUAACCGUAUUUAA
Molecule: messenger RNA, 1317 nt
Organism: Wickerhamiella sorbophila
Lineage: Eukaryota; Fungi; Ascomycota; Dipodascomycetes; Dipodascales; Trichomonascaceae
Product: [Pyruvate dehydrogenase (acetyl-transferring)] kinase 2, mitochondrial
Exons: 1
Coding region: 1-1317 (438 amino acids)
Biological process (GO): regulation of glucose metabolic process; protein phosphorylation
Cellular component (GO): mitochondrion
Molecular function (GO): pyruvate dehydrogenase (acetyl-transferring) kinase activity
Source: RefSeq, a predicted model, not a curated record